GGGGGGGGAAUGUCGGCUUGUGGGUGAUCGGUACUCGAAGCGGCAGGGAGCGGCAGCGUCAUGGAUCUACAGAAAGCAGCUCAGCAGAAGAAUCUGGAGGGAUAUGUGGGCUUUGCGAGCCUCCCCAACCAAGUGUACAGGAAGUCUGUGAAGAGGGGCUUCGAGUUCACCCUGAUGGUCGUGGGUGAAUCGGGACUUGGGAAAUCCACGUUGAUCAACUCUCUGUUCCUCACAGACCUGUAUUCAGCAGAGUAUCCUGGACCCUCACAUCGAAUUAAAAAGACCGUACAGGUGGAGCAGUCCAAGGUUUUAAUAAAGGAAGGCGGCGUCCAGCUGCUGCUCACAAUAGUUGACACCCCAGGGUUCGGAGAUGCUGUCGACAACAGCAACUGCUGGCAGCCAAUCAUUGAUCACAUAGACAGCAAGUUCGAAGACUACCUGAACUCAGAAUCACGGGUGAAUAGAAGACAGAUGCCUGACAGCCGAAUCCACUGCUGCCUGUAUUUUAUCGCCCCCUCGGGACACGGACUGAAGCCCCUGGACAUUGAGUUCAUGAAGCGGUUGCAUGAGAAAGUCAAUGUUAUCCCACUGAUCGCUAAAGCAGACACUCUCACCCCGGAGGAAUGCCAACAGUUCAAAAAGCAGAUCAUGCGGGAAAUCCUAGAGCACAAAAUUAAGAUCUACGAGUUCCCAGAGACAGACGACGAAGAGGAGAACAGACUGGUGAAGAAGAUCAAGGACAAGUUGCCGCUGGCUGUAGUAGGAAGCAACACCAUCAUCGAGGUGAACAGCAAGAAGGUCCGAGGGAGACAGUACCCCUGGGGGGUUGCAGAAGUUGAAAACGGUGACCACUGCGACUUCACCAUCCUCAGGGACAUGCUCAUCAGAACACACAUGCAGGAUCUGAAGGACGUGACAAACAACGUCCACUAUGAGAACUACCGCAGCAGGAAGCUGGCGGCCGUCACCUACAACGGCGUGGACAACAACCGGGCUAAAGGACAACUGUGCACCAAAGUUGACACAGUUGACGGAAUGAGUCCUCUGGCCCAGAUGGAGGAGGAGAGGCGAGAGCACGUCUCUAAGAUGAAGAAGAUGGAGAUGGAGAUGGAGCAAGUGUUCGAGAUGAAAGUCAAAGAAAAAGUGCAGAAGCUCAAAGACUCCGAAGCAGAGCUUCAGAGACGCCAUGAACAGAUGAAGAGGAACCUGGAGGCGCAGCACAAAGAGCUGGAGGAGAAGAGACGCGUGUUCGAGGACGAGAGAGCGAACUGGGAGGCCCAUCAGCGCCAGGAGCAGCAGAAACUCGAGGCCUCCAGGACUCUGGAGAAGAACAAAAAGAAAGGCAAGAUCUUUUAAAGUCGGCAGGACCCCCCCCAACUCGAGUUGUAUUUGUUUGCCAACGUUGCCGGUCAGGUCACCAGUGUGUGGUGCUGACAUUACCCUCAUCUUCCUCCUCUUCAUCCUCCUCUUCAUCCUCUUCCUUUCCGCUCUGUCUGCCAGCACAGCUGUGCUCCUGCUCCCACCCACUAGAGGGGGUCACUGGGAGUAUAUGUAGGUAUGUGGGUGGGGGGUAGGCGGUGGAGACGGGUCUACAUGUACAGUCAGAAUCGCCAUCACAGAAGCCCCUCCCCCUUCACUGCCUCGGGACUCAUCAUCAUCGAAGAAUGUGUUUACCUUAACAGCCAAUUAAAAUAACCCCACGUUAGAAAGGCCAAACCCACAUUAUUUUAAUUAUUAUUAUUAUUAUUGAUGUUAUUAUUGUUGUUGUUUUAACUGAAUACUGUCCCCGCGCCCCCCCACCUGCUGCUCUUCCUACCCCCCCCAAACCCCCACGGUUGCUUUGAAACCACUGACGUGUAGUUUUAAUGGAGGUGAGAUGGAGAAGAGAGCUGAGUUACGUCUGACUGUUGUACAAUCAAGUUCUGGUGAAUUCUAUUUGUUUACAGCAAAAAGUGACCGUAACAUUCAGUGAAUAUUAACCUGAUCGUCGACCGUGUAUUAAACCCAGAGGACAAGGCAUUAAUUAAUCCUUCUUUUUCUUUUUGAGUGUACCUGGUGAGCCGUCGCUCCUGUGAGGGCGACUCAACCAAGCCAAUCAUGAAAUAGUGUCAACUGAAAAUCAUGAAUUUGAGAAAAACGAGGAAAAAAUGCACCUUGGGCCUUUUUUUUGAUGGAUUUUUUUUUUUUUUUUAAUGGCUAAAGCUUCUUCUCUUCUUUUAUUUUUUUUGACAUGUAACGCUUUCUUUAUCCUGUGUUUCGCUGUCUCCAGUAGCCUUGGAACCACCAUUUAUAAUGUCAUAAGUGUUAUACUUCACUUUAGUUUAUUUUUAUAUAUAUACACCGAGCCAGCUGAAGUCAUAACUUCUUUUGUAUGUUUAGAAAAAAAAAGAAUCUCAGAGACUUUUAACAGCAGCGUCCGGUGCUCUGGAUGAAAACAGUAACACACAAAUCCAUACACACUUUUACAAAUAACAUCCUGGACAAUAUUUCAGUCACUCUGCGGAAAAUGAAAAGUGGGAAAUGAAGAGUCGACACCGCGAUUUGCUUUGGCUAUGUACUCCAUCUCUGUAUUUUUAAUUUUAUUUUUCAUUUGUAUUGUACAAAGUCACUUAAUAAACCUGUGAUGAUAA
Limanda limanda (common dab) is the source of this 2630-nucleotide messenger RNA. It is a transcript of the gene septin7b, whose product is annotated as septin 7b. NCBI's taxonomy places the organism in Eukaryota, Metazoa, Chordata, Actinopteri, Pleuronectiformes, Pleuronectidae. The record is from RefSeq and is a predicted model, not a curated record. The coding region runs from base 61 to 1356 and encodes 431 amino acids. Gene Ontology annotation, cellular component: cell division site; septin ring; microtubule cytoskeleton. The transcript has 15 exons. Gene Ontology annotation, biological process: cilium assembly; cytoskeleton-dependent cytokinesis. Gene Ontology annotation, molecular function: molecular adaptor activity; GTPase activity; GTP binding.